AUGAACAAAAAUAUCUUAGCCUUCGUCAAAAAUCUUAGCCCUUUGAACAAAACCCUUGCUUUUUCCAACAAGUUCCACUUUUCCAGAACUUUAACUGUUAGAGAAGCCAUCAACGCUGCUUUGGACGAAGAAGUUGCCAGAGAUGAAAAGGUUUUCAUCAUUGGUGAAGAAGUUGCCAACUAUCAAGGUGCCUACAAGGUUACUAAGGGAUUAGUCCAAAAGCACGGACCCAACAGAAUCGUCGAUACUCCUAUUUCUGAAAUGGGUUUUGCCGGUAUUGCUGUUGGUGCUGCCAUGUAUGGUUUAAGACCAGUUGUUGAAUUUAUGACUAUGAAUUUCGCAAUGCAAGCUAUCGAUUAAAUUAUCAAUGGAGCUGCUAAGAUCAGAUACAUGAGUAACGGUGACUUAGAUACCCCUAUUGUUUUCAGAGGUUUGAAUGGUCCCGCUGCUGCAGUCGCCGCUUAACACUCUCAAUGUUUUGCUGCUUGGUACUCUUCUUGCCCUGGUCUCAUUACCAUUUCUCCCUAUGAUGUUGAAGAUGCUAGAGGUUUACUCAAGGCUGCCAUCAGAGACCCCAACCCAGUUGUUUUCUUAGAAAAUGAAAUUAUGUACAAUGUUUAAUUCACUGUCGAUGAUGCUGUCAUGGACAAAGAUUUCGUUCUUCCUAUCGGUAAAGCUAAAGUCAUGAGAGAAGGUACUGACGUCACUAUUGUCUCCUUCUCCAAGCCUGUUAAAUACUGCUUAGAAGCUGCUGAAUUACUUGCCAAGGAAGGUAUUUCUUGUGAGGUUAUUAACUUACGUACCAUCAGACCCUUGGAUAGAAAGGCUAUUGUUGAUUCAGUUAAAAAGACCCACAGAUUAGUAACCGUUGAAGAAGGAUGGCCAUAAUGUGGUGUCGGAUCUGAAAUCUGCGCUUUAAUGAUGGAAAGUUCUGCUUUCGAUUUCUUAGAUGCUCCUGUUGAACGUGUUGCUGGUUUGGAUAUCCCUCUUGCCUAUGCUCCCAAUCUUGAAGCUAUGUCUUUACCCAACGCUUAACACGUUGCUAACGCUGUCAGAAAAACUCUUAAGGGUCACAAAUGA
Molecule: messenger RNA, 1080 nt
Organism: Tetrahymena thermophila SB210
Lineage: Eukaryota; Ciliophora; Oligohymenophorea; Hymenostomatida; Tetrahymenidae
Product: pyruvate dehydrogenase E1 beta subunit
Exons: 8
Biological process (GO): pyruvate decarboxylation to acetyl-CoA
Molecular function (GO): pyruvate dehydrogenase (acetyl-transferring) activity
Source: RefSeq, a predicted model, not a curated record